Messenger RNA from Exophiala bonariae, 660 nucleotides. RefSeq lists its product as uncharacterized. The record is from RefSeq and is a predicted model, not a curated record. The coding region runs from base 1 to 660 and encodes 219 amino acids. The transcript is spliced from 3 exons. NCBI's taxonomy places the organism in Eukaryota, Fungi, Ascomycota, Eurotiomycetes, Chaetothyriales, Herpotrichiellaceae.
AUGAAGGUCCUACUACUCGCCCUUUCAUCCCUCGGUGCCUUUACCGACGUCGAAGCAGCACUGUCUGACACUGGUCCGUUCCCAUCCUCAUAUGCCGCAUUUUCAGCCAGGUUCGUGCAACCACCAACUCCAGAUGUUCUCACAGAACUUCGCGGACAUUUCUUCCAACACAAAUGGGACAACAACGUCUCACACAUUACUUCAGGCUACUGGUAUAACUCUGCAGCGCAAGGCAAAGUCCGUGCAGAUGAGACAUAUGAUGGCGAGUUUGCCUCGUCUCUGUUUGACUACACAGAUGUGACGGCUGGUGGACAAGUGUUGAAUAAGCUGAGAAUGGUUGGGCCCAGUGUCGGAAGCUCGCCAUCAUGUUUCGUCGAGCAUAUUGACAGCCCUGGCUUCCCACUCGUGACGUCCGAUAUCUUGAAGACCAACGGUGCUGCGUUUGGAGGGGUUGUCAUCGAUCCCAUAGUGGGCUAUACACAAAGUUGGAACUUUCUCCUUGGAGGGAGCAUCUCGGUCAUUGCGUAUCUUGACGAAGACAAUUUGCUGGUUGGGUUUGAUUUUUGGGGGGCUGAGCGAAGAACGAAGGUGAUCACUCGCUUCUUCAACACUGUCGUUGGGAGUAUUGAGGCCAAAGUCUUUGAGAACUUUCCCUGUUAG